GACAGCGCCCUCCGCCAUGAGCGGGUCAGACGCCGCCGCAGCCGCCGCCGCUGCCAAAGCCAAGAAGCUCAACCUGGAGCGCGCCACCAACUUCAUGAGGCAGUUCCGCGACCCUGACAGCCGGGAGCUCAAGAAGCUGUCCGCCAACCAGUUCAUGGAAGUCUGGAGCCACUACGACAAAGACGGAAACGGCUACAUUGAAGGCACAGAGCUGGAUGGCUUCCUCAAAGAAUUCGUCUCCAGUGCGAAUGCUACCGAUGUCGGUCCUGAGGCCGUUUCUGACGCUAUGCUGGUGGAGCUGAAGCAGUGCUUCAUGGAGGCCUACGACGACAACCAGGAUGGGAAGAUCGACAUUAGAGAGCUCGCUCAGCUGCUGCCAAUGGAGGAAAACUUCCUGCUGCUCUUCCGAUUCGAUAAUCCGCUGGAAUCCAGCGUCGAAUUUAUGAAGAUCUGGCGGGAGUACGACACAGAUGGCAGCGGAUACAUCGAGGCCGACGAGCUGAAGAACUUCUUGCGCGACCUUCUGAAGGAGGCUAAGAAGAUGAAUGACGUCUCCGAGGACAAGCUCAUAGAGUACACCGACACUAUGCUCCAGGUGUUUGAUGCUAAUAAAGAUGGACGGCUUCAGUUGUCAGAGAUGGCAAAAUUACUGCCUGUUAAGGAGAACUUUUUGUGUCGGCAGAUAUUCAAGGAAGGCAUUGGAGGAGCCACCAAACUUACAAAAGAUGACAUAGAGCGAGUGUUCUCACUUUAUGACAGGGAUAACAAUGGUACAAUAGAGAACGAAGAACUAAGGGGAUUCUUGAAAGACCUGUUGGAGCUAGUCAAAAAGGAUUAUGAUGCUCAAGAUCUGCAAGACUUCGAGGAAACUAUUCUUCGUGGUGUUGAUUACAACCAGGAUGGAAAGAUCAAUAAGAAAGAACUCACAAUGAUACUAUUGGCUCUUGCAAAACAUAACCAGGAGGAAGAUGCUGCUUAAAUUCUGUUAAAAAAUUCUUUUUGAAAUGAAUGGUGAUACAGAUACUGAAUGAAGUUCACUAAUGAAAGAGCUGACUUUGUAUUUGUUCCACAUAAAUGUUCCAAGUAAAACCAGCAAGCUGUAAACAUCAAUGAUAAGUAAUAUAGAGUGUUAGAAAGUUUAUUAAAUGACAGUUUUGAUGAACAUAAGGCAAUGACUCAUUAAGCUAACAUGAACAUAGUACCAUGUGUCAAGCAAGACUUUGGUGAAGCAAAUAAAACUAGCCCAUAUAUAAGUAAAUUUUUUAAAAUAACCUUACAGAGACAAAUACAUGGUUGAAUACUUCAUGAAAGAAUGUUUUGUAUAGAUUUUAAUGCCGAUUAAAACAAUUUAUGGAUUAAAAUCCCGAGUGCUCAGGGUGAAAACAAUGUUGUUUGGGCAAAUAAGCAAUGUAUUGUAGUGUUCAUCUUAAUGCAAGGUUAUAUAAAAUACCCAUAAACUAAAACCAAAGUGUGUCUUUUUCUUGAGGAAUGGAAACAAGUGACAUUAAUGUGCUUGAUUUCACUGGUCGGAUUUCUAACACACCAUCACACACCAAUAUACGAAAUUUCAUGAGUUACAUUUGAAAAAUAAAAAUAACAGUUAAGUUUACAAUAAGAUUCAUAGAGCCACAUUCACCAUCAGAUAUAGCCUAUGUUGAAUUACAUUCAUUGAAGUAUAGAGUAAAUAAAAUAUUUACUGCAAUUUAUUAUCUCUUAGGUACUGAAAGAGUUAUAUUGAGUCUAGUGCUCAGUUACAGGUGCAACAUUUUUUUAAAGACUUACUGCUGUCUCAUAAGUAACAGUGUGUCAUUCCCAUUCAUGUCAGUUUGCUACUUUCUGAAAAUCUUACUACUGAUGCAUAUUGUGAACAAAACACUAGAUUUGUUCCCUUAAACUGUGAAACUUUUGUAUGGCAGUACUAUACACAUUUGGUGCAGCCUCUAAACAUCACAAUUUACUGUAUAAUAAUGGUUUUUAGAUAUUUGUAACUGUGUCUUAAACACAAAGGAAUAAGCAAUUUAAGAACUAUGUAUUGGCUUCACUUACAAUAGAUGUGUUUUCUGCUAUGCUCAAUUUUUGUAGUGUUUAUAAAAAUGCUAACUAUAUUAUGACUAUCAGAUCAUGUUAGUCAGCCACACACUAAUACAAGAAUAUAAAACAACUAAAUUUAAUGUGUACUGAUAAGAAAAGAUUAAUUCCAUGAAUCAUAACAGAUCUAACUUUAAAUAGAGUUAAUCAGAUAAUAGUGUAAGUAACAGAAGCUGAAAGCAAUUGAGAACAAGACUUCAUUAAUUUAGAAAAAAAAAUGUACAACUAGUAGCUGCUGGUACAAUAGUAAAGACAUUCCUGACAAGUGGCUUUAAACACCAAUUUUAAUUUAACACACAGAUCCAUUGCAUAAGUGUUUUAAAAGUUACUGUCCAAAUGUGCACAAGCAUUUUGCACAAAUUUUAAUAAUGACUUGAUAGAUAUAUACAAAUAUAACUGAUAAGGAAUGCUGUGCCAAACAGAAUUUUGUUAGUGAUUUUUAAAGUGUCCACAUUAAGGUGUUAGUGGAAUCAUGCUGUUUAGCAAUGAAAUUAAGAAAAAAAAUAAUUUUUUAUGUUGUAUCGGCUGGGUUUACUUGGAACCUUGAUUGUUGUAUAAGAAUGUUUAUCAAUGUUAAUUAUUAUAAUAAAUGAUAUUUUGUAUGAAAUGCAGUAUAUGUUAUAAAGUAUGUUUGGAGUUUGUGAGAUAUUCUAUAUGAUAUUGACUGCUUACUUGUGGAAAACAAUAAGAAGCAAUGCUUUUUACUUUUUAAGAUUAAUAAAACAUGAAAGCUAGUAGUUAAUUAAUUGAACCCCUUGCUAACAAGUCUCCAGUCUUCAUUCAUACUGAAUGUAUGUUCCAGUCAAAAAAAAUUGGAAUUAUAUAUGUGUACUCCAUCAAAAUUAGUUAGAAAUAAUCUUU
This is a messenger RNA of Schistocerca piceifrons (Central American locust), 2949 nucleotides long. It is a transcript of the gene Cbp53E, whose product is annotated as calbindin-32. Gene Ontology annotation, biological process: regulation of presynaptic cytosolic calcium ion concentration; regulation of long-term synaptic potentiation. The coding region runs from base 17 to 979 and encodes 320 amino acids. The record is from RefSeq and is a predicted model, not a curated record. Lineage: Eukaryota; Metazoa; Arthropoda; Insecta; Orthoptera; Acrididae. Gene Ontology annotation, molecular function: calcium ion binding. The transcript is spliced from 12 exons. Gene Ontology annotation, cellular component: nucleus; terminal bouton; dendrite.